UAAGGAUGUUGGGCCUAUCCUUUUUAUAACUUAACACAUAAACCUGAUUAUAGACAGUGUGUAAGAACUGAGUGAUCAACUAGGACGAACUAGCUACUGACAACUAAGAAAACAUGUUCGGACUAGUCUUGAUUUCGCUGACGGUUGGUUUAUCGUCUGCUAUCGUGUGUCUGCCAAGCUUCUGCGACAACAUCGUCCAGCCUGUGCUGGACUGCAAGGGUAGCGUCAUUGAACAUUCGGGGUUCUGUGGGUGCUACAAGAUGUGCGCCAAGGUUGAGGGUGAGUCAUGUUCUUUAGCCCUGCCGCUCCUGGGUGUACCCAGCACAGAUGUUUGCGACCAGGGGCUCGACUGUGUCCCCAGUGCAACAGACGGUGUGGCACAAAGUUUCACCUGUGUUAGAAAGGCAAAGAGAGCGUCCACAGUAACCCACUGUGUGACGGAGUGCCAAAGAAAAUCUCUGAUGUGCUCCAUUUCCAUGGCCAUCUAUGAAGGACAGUGGUUCGCAAACUGUGACCAGGAAGGGAACUUCUUACCAGAGCAGUGUGACAAUACAAAUCAUUGCUUUUGUGUGGAUCGCUUGACUGGUGCUAUUCAAGAUGGAACUAAAGUACUUGGAAGUGCUAACUGCUCAGGAUUAGACAUUUUGUAAUAUAAAUGUACAGAAUGUUUAAAUAAAAAGUUCUUGUU
Messenger RNA from Physella acuta, 688 nucleotides. RefSeq lists its product as uncharacterized. The record is from RefSeq and is a predicted model, not a curated record. Lineage: Eukaryota; Metazoa; Mollusca; Gastropoda; Physidae. Gene Ontology annotation, cellular component: extracellular region.